UUUUCAUAACCUAAAAUGUCGGAAACCUCACAUCCAUCUCGCGAUCCAAAAAAUCUCAGCGAACCAUUCGCAGUCAUCGAAUUUCUCGAGAAAAACGAAAAAGGGCUACCAUGCAUUGAUUUGGUGCCGAAAAAAUGGUUUAAUAGUGCAGAAGAAGACACCUGUAAAUUCCCACCGACAACUGAAUAUCAUCUACUUGACGACUACUUGGAAAAAUUGCACUCGCCCAAGGACUCUUGGCAAAGUUAUCCAUUUUGCUUCAUCACCGGAGCAGCUGAUUUGGAUCAGGGUCGCAGAAGAUUAAAAAAGGCCCAAGUAACUCUCAACUGUGAGACAACCGAUGGUGAAAAUGAUCGAAAGGGGGGGAGGUCCGAAACUUCCUCGAAAGCAAAAAUUUCAGCAAAACCCUUAACUGCAUCAAAGUCUCAACUAAACAACAUCUUUAGUACUAAAAUCCCGAUUCCACCUAGAAAUCAAACUCCAAAGUCUGGUAUACAAGCAAAACCAAAGACAAGAUUUCAAAGCAUUUACCAGAGUGGAUCUGACUCUGAAGACGAAAAUCAUGAUUGUCUUAUAGCUAAUCCUGAGGAGAUUCGAGCCUCAAAGGCUCAAAAUAAUUCUGGCUUUUUGCAAAUGUCGAGUAAAUCGCGAUCUGUACCAACAGGUGCAUGUUUAUCAUUUAAACAGCGGUCAAGGAAGAAUAUUACUUUGCUUAAAGACGUCGAAACUGAUGAAUCUGAGAGCAAUGAUUCCUCCGAUGGAAUUCUGCAGUCACCUACAAAAUCGAUGGACUCAGCGAGAAAUACAAGAAAAGAACUUCAUUUGACACCUCCUUCACCACUAGUCCAUAACGCUUCAGGUAACCGAAAAAGGCGUGCAUCGUCUACUACACGCGCUGAAGACGGAUUGAAUUCGAUUGUGAGCCCAGGAACUCCAAAAACUUCACGAUCAAUGAUGGUACACCCUGCUAAGAUGCCAAAAAUGCUGGGACCACAAAACCAGUUGUCAUCUAGUCAUUAUGCUGAUAAUGAACGUCGAAUCCUGAACUCCCUUCGAGAUUACUUUGAUCAGCAAUUAGAUGAAAAGCUCGAAAAUUUAAGACGCAGGAUGGCUUACGAUUUAAAGCAGUCUAUGAAUGAGCUCAAGACCACAAUCAUUGGCACUAAUCUAGCCCCAGCUUCUGGUCCUAGCUUGCUUGAAAUACAGAAGCAGAUGUCUACGCCACUACCAUUUGAAAUGGAUGAUAAGUUCCAGGAAUACGAAGCGAUAUUGACAACGGACCCAAAUCUCGUAGAAACACUGCGAUUAUUCAUGAGAGUUUUGAUAAGCAAUAAAAAAGAGAUGAAAAUAUGUGUUUCCACUAUCCUAUCUGCGGUUCUGAGGAAGACAGUGUCACUGCACUAUUCUGGUUACGGAAAGGAAGCUGGCGGAAAGAAAAAGAAAAAUUUUUAUAACACUACAGUAUGCAAAGUGCUGAUUGAUGUGAUAAUUGAGGUAAUAGGAUCCAGCACUGAUGAGAAGAAGAUAAUGUCAGAAGUAAGUACUUGGUUGUCACGUUCUGGCGAUCGAGAGGGUGGGGGUAAGGAACGACAACGCGGGUCAAGUCAUCAUAACGAGAAUAAUUCAGUUUGUUCCUUUGAUACCAAUCGAUAAUACUUCAUUUUUCCGGGAUAAAUGGAAUUGUAAAAUCACUGUGUUAAUAUGACUCCAUUAAUUCAUUUUCGUAAUUGUAUUAGUUGUGAUAUUCUUGAUAAAAGGUACGAUUAAUAGGAAAAGUUUAUAUUAUCAAUAUAUUUUUAUCGCGAGGCGUUUCAUUGGGCAGAAUAUAUAUUAAUAUAUGAAUAUUGUUUAGUAUUCGGCUGUCAUUGAAGUAUUAAUUAUAUUUAUUAUAUUUCUCCUGGCGAGGUCGGAAAUCCAGAAGAUGGAAAUAACAAUUGGAAAAUGUGAUGUAUCUUAGCAUAAUAAAGUAUUUUCUAUGUCAUUUCCUCAUAAGUUAGAUCACGGGAAUAAAUAUCCGUUGUUGGUU
Messenger RNA from Diachasmimorpha longicaudata, 2026 nucleotides. RefSeq lists its product as uncharacterized. Bases 16 to 1653 code for a protein of 545 amino acids. NCBI's taxonomy places the organism in Eukaryota, Metazoa, Arthropoda, Insecta, Hymenoptera, Braconidae. The record is from RefSeq and is a predicted model, not a curated record. The transcript has 6 exons.